AUGUUUGCGCCGCUUGGAUUAUUCAAGGACAUCCCCUGUCCGCAGGGAAGAGAAUGCACUCUUAUGGCAUGCAUGUUCUCUCAUCGCAACCUCACUUCAGCUUCAGUCUCUCAGGAUGCGUCGUCGGAGAAAGAGAAUGCGGAGCCACCCACUAAGAGAAUCAAACUAGAGCCUCGUGCAGAAGCAAAGGAGACAUCAAAGGAUGACUUACCGCGAGUCGAUAGCACGAAGAGCACACCCGUUAAAAAGCCCGCAGUGCCAGUUCCAAGAGUCGAGAGUACGCCACCUGUAUCACGGCAGUCGGCCACCCCAACUACUACAGCAACAACGCCCACCAAGCGCGAGAGUACCCCCACCUCAGGGUCCAAUCUCCCGCCCAGACAAGCUCCGAAGGAAACGUUGAACCCACGCAUGCUUCAGAAGGCGCCUGCUACGUAUAACGUACGGGUGGCUAUUGUGAAGAAACUGCAUGGUGCUCUAUGCUCCCUCAACGAUCAGUUCGUCAAGGACAAAACGCUUCAGGACAAGUGCCUGAUUCUCACGCCGGAUGAGCUCAUUACGAUGGCCCUUGAUGAAGAGGAAAAGGUGGCAAGAGAAAGCCCGACUGUAUACUCGAAUGUGGUCAAGCUUCGCAUUGUGAAACUGUCCAAGAUGAGCAAAGACGACUGGGCGAAAGAGCUCAAAGACUACCUCAACAAGAAAUACUAUAAGAUCAAGAUCGGGGCGGCAUCGAAAGAGCCGAAGCCUUUCAAGUCCAACUUGACUGUCGAGGAGGAGAUUGCAGUUGCAAGCCACUUGAUCACUCCGCUGCAAGGAUUAGAAGAAUUCGGCUACGUGACGAGAGCGCCAACAGCAGACGAAAUCGAAACUGCAAAGAAAGGCGUUGCUGAAGCUAAAGGCUGGGAGAAAUGCGAGCGAUGCAACGCUCGGUUCCAAGUCUUCCCAGGACGCGCUGAGGACGGCUCCCUGACCACCGGAGGCACAUGCACCCAUCAUCCGGGCAAAGCAUUCUAUCCUCCAAAAAAGAAGACGGACCAUAUCACUGGCACCACUAGGGAGGGGUACUUUACCUGCUGCAACCAGAAGCUAGGAGAAUCCUCAGGCUGCACGACAGGCGCAACGCACGUUUUCAAAGUAUCCGAAACAAAACGACUGGCCUCGAUCCUCCAGUUCGAACAGACACCAGAGAAUCUUCACCUCGAUAAUCCGACUCCAAUAUGCUUCGACUGUGAAAUGGGCUACACAACUUUUGGCAUGGAGCUCAUCCGCCUCACAGCGGUUAGUUGGCCAGUAGGCGAGAAAGUCCUCGACGUCCUCGUCAGACCCCUAGGUGAAGUCCUAGACCUAAACUCUCGCUACUCCGGCGUCUUCCCUGAGCACUUCGCCAAUGCUAUUCCCUACGGAAGCCCCGUUGAACCCUCCACAUCAGAUUCGACCCAACACCGACUCGUCUCCUCCCCCGCCGAAGCCCGCUCCCUCCUCCUCAACCUCGUUACUCCAACAACGCCUUUGAUCGGCCACGCAAUCGAUAAUGACCUGAACGCCUGCCGCAUCAUCCACCCAACCGUGAUCGACACUGCAAUCCUCUAUCCACACCCAGGUGGUGGACUACCGUGGCGGAUGAGCCUGCGAACGCUUGCGAGGAAACAUCUGGACCGCGAGAUCCAGACCGGUGGGGCCAGUGGCAAGCAAGGUCAUGAUUCGGCUGAGGAUGCGCUGGCUACGGGGGAUUUGGUUAGGGUCAAGGCGGGGUUGGUAUGGGGAAGGUUGAAGGAGAAGGGAUGGGUUGUUAUAGAGGGCAAGCUUGUGGCGCCAGACUCGAAUGCGGCAGCUGGCCCGGUGCAGUUGAAGCUUGGGGAGGGGGCUGGGGUGAAGAGGACUAGGGAAGGCGAAUGA
Aspergillus mulundensis is the source of this 1896-nucleotide messenger RNA. RefSeq names its product putative RNA exonuclease Rex3 (gene rex3). NCBI's taxonomy places the organism in Eukaryota, Fungi, Ascomycota, Eurotiomycetes, Eurotiales, Aspergillaceae. The record is from RefSeq and is a predicted model, not a curated record. Gene Ontology annotation, cellular component: nucleus. The coding region runs from base 1 to 1896 and encodes 631 amino acids. The transcript has a single exon. Gene Ontology annotation, molecular function: exonuclease activity; nucleic acid binding.